CUGAGGCUCCCAAGGCGCAGGCUCGUCUCCCCCCUCCCUUCUAAGGCGGCAUGAAGAAUGCGCGCGCAGCCUCGACGCCAUGAUUGGUUCUUUGGCCUCGAACCAGUUCUUUAUCUGAGGUCAGGCCAGGCCCCGGACCCAAUUCCAGUGGGGAGCCAGGAUAUGUGUCAGAGAAGAAUCCUAUUCACCUGUGUCUAUCUAAGUGACUGUCUGUCUUCUCAAGACUUUGCCUUUCCCCAGCAAGAGAGCACUGAGCAGGAGAAGAUGAAUUCUGUACUUCUGACAGCCAGAUCCCCGGAAUCAUUGUCCUUCAAAGAUGUGGCUGUGGACUUCACCCAGGAAGAAUGGGGGCAACUGGACCCUGAUCAGAGAUAUCUGUACAAGGAUGUAAUGCUGGAGAACUAUAGAAACCUGGUCUCAGUUGGACAUCAAGUUUAUAAGCCAAAUCUGAUAUCCCAGUUGGAGCAAGGAGAGGAGCCUUGGAUUAUAGACAGAGAAAUCCCAAGAGGUGCCUUCCCAGACUGGGAGAUCAGACCAGAAACCAAGAAGUCAACUGCAAAGCAAGACAUUUCUGAAGAGAAAUCAUCCCAGAAGGUAACAGUGGAAAGAUUCCCAAGGGAUAGCAUAUGGCAUUCUAAGCCAAAUGAAACCAGAUCUGAAGAUCAACUUGGGGCCCCACAAGAAAUACAUGAGAGAUAUCUAAAACAAACAAGAGUUGCCCAGAAUAAAAUCCUACCUGAGAAGAAAGCCCCUGAAUGUAAUCAGUUUAAUCUGGACUCAGUUCUUAUUAUGGAACAGAGUGUUCCCACUGGAGAGAGAUAUCAUGAAUAUGAUAUAUAUGGAAGGACUUUUGAAUGUGAUUCAGACCUAAUUAGCCAUGAGAAAAUCUGUGUACCGAAGUCUUACGAAUGUACUGAAUGUAGGAAAAUUUUCAGUAAAGGUGCGCUCCUUACACAACAUUGGAGAGUCCAUACUGGAGAGAAACCCUAUAAAUGUAAUGACUGUGAAAAAGCUUUCAGUAAGGCUACUCUCCUUAUACAACAUCAGAGAAUUCAUACUGGAGAGAAACCUUAUAAAUGUAAUGAAUGUGGAAAAGCUUUCAGCCAAAGUAUAUGUCUUACUCGACAUAAAAGAAUUCACACUGGGGAAAAACCAUAUGAAUGCAAUGAAUGUGGGAGAGCCUUUAGACUGCGUGGACACCUUACUCAACAUCAGAGAAUUCAUACCGGAGAGAAACCCUAUAAAUGUAGUGAAUGUGAGAAAACUUUUAGUCAGAGUACAGAUCGUACUCAACAUGAAAGAAUUCAUACUGGAGAGAAGCCCUAUAAAUGUAUUGAAUGUGGGAAAGCCUUUAGAUGUAGUACACAUCUAACUCAGCAUCAGAGAAUUCAUACUGGAGAGAAACCGUACGAAUGUAGUGAAUGCAGAAAAGCAUUUUGUGAUAGGUCAUCCCUUAAUAAACACCAGAGGAUUCAUACUGGAGAGAAGCCCUAUGAAUGUAGUGAAUGUGGGAAAGCCUUCAUUCGAAGUUCAGACCUUACCCAGCAUUACAGAACUCAUACUGGUGAGAAACCUUAUGAAUGUAAUGAAUGUGGAAAAGUCUUCAGCCUGCACGUACAUCUUACUCGACAUCAGAGAAUCCAUACAGGAGAGAAACCUUACAAAUGUAUUCAAUGUGGGAAUGCUUUUAGGCACAGUUCAGCCCUGGUCAGACAUCUGAGACUUCAUAGUGGAGAAUAAUCCUAGGAAUUUAGUAAAUAAAAAUGUUUCUUUUGGACUUAACCCAUAUUCAAAUAUCCUAUGGUCAUAAUAGUUCCAGCUAUGAUUUUGUUUGGUGUACUUAAAUGAGAAAUAUGCUGCUUCUUCCUCAUCUCUUUCCCCCCUGUAUAUCUUUCUCCCAUAGUAUAUUUCCCAGUUU
This is a messenger RNA of Vombatus ursinus (common wombat), 1918 nucleotides long. Its product is annotated as zinc finger protein 501-like. Gene Ontology annotation, cellular component: nucleus. The record is from RefSeq and is a predicted model, not a curated record. The transcript is spliced from 6 exons. Bases 58 to 1740 code for a protein of 560 amino acids. Lineage: Eukaryota; Metazoa; Chordata; Mammalia; Diprotodontia; Vombatidae. Gene Ontology annotation, molecular function: DNA-binding transcription factor activity, RNA polymerase II-specific; RNA polymerase II transcription regulatory region sequence-specific DNA binding. Gene Ontology annotation, biological process: regulation of transcription by RNA polymerase II.